Cariama cristata (Red-legged seriema) is the source of this 1072-nucleotide messenger RNA. It is a transcript of the gene CD82, whose product is annotated as CD82 molecule. Gene Ontology annotation, cellular component: membrane. The record is from RefSeq and is a predicted model, not a curated record. NCBI's taxonomy places the organism in Eukaryota, Metazoa, Chordata, Aves, Cariamiformes, Cariamidae. Bases 22 to 819 code for a protein of 265 amino acids. The transcript has 8 exons.
AGGUCCUAUAAGUGAAAGAAGAUGGGGUCUGGCUGCCUAAAAGUCACCAAGUACUUCCUCUUCCUCUUCAAUCUCCUGUUCCUUAUCCUGGGUGCUGUGAUUCUGGGUUUUGGAAUAUGGAUUCUGGCUGACAAAACCAGUUUCAUUGCGGUUCUACAGAUGUCAUCUCCCUCCCUGAAGACUGGUGCAUACAUCCUCAUCGGUGUUGGGGCUCUCACCAUGCUGAUGGGGUUCCUGGGUUGUCUUGGAGCAGUCAAUGAAAUCCGAUGUCUCUUGGGUCUGUACUUCACCUGCCUGAUGGUUAUCCUCAUAACUCAGGUUGCUGCUGGACUGGUCAUCUACUUCCAGAAAGAAAUGCUGAAAGAAGAGUUGUCCCACAUAGUUGAAAAUCUGAUUGAAACUUAUGACCCUUUGAAUGAUGAUGAGAGGAACUUACAAGAUGCAUGGGACUAUGUGCAAACACAGAUUGCCUGCUGUGGCUGGACUGGUGCAAAGGACUGGGAAAAUAAUGAGAUUCUUAUCAAUCGAAGUAUGACUGCGUAUCCCUGCUCCUGCUCCAACAGCUCCAAGGACUUUCAGGUAGAAAACGGUUUCUGUAACCUGGAUGUCCCUGUCAACAGCACUGCAACAUACGCUGACUGGCCUGUUCAUGAGCAGGGAUGCAUGGAUGGUGUAGAGAAAUGGUUGAAGGACAACCUUGGUGUCAUUCUUGGGGUCUGCACCGGUGUUGCUGUUAUAGAGCUGCUGGGGAUGAUACUGUCCAUUUCGCUUUGCAAGAACAUACACAGCGAAGACUACACCAAAGUGCCCAAGUCUUGAGCUGAUUGACUCCGGAGCUACGGCACCACAGAGAAAGGAGCAAACGGAACAUUCCUGCCUCAUACCCAGACUGUCCAACCAUUGACCAUUAUUCCUGUGACAUCCCAUUUCUGACACCACUCUGCUAAGAACUGUUAGAGCUGCGAUACAGCCUGAUCUUCUGGCAAUAGAGCCCUUGGGCCACCUGCAUCCUGCCUCUGGAUUAUUUCUACUUCAAGACGCAGAACUUAACUGUCUCGUAUCACAUGAGACA